Messenger RNA from Lolium perenne, 540 nucleotides. Lineage: Eukaryota; Viridiplantae; Streptophyta; Magnoliopsida; Poales; Poaceae. The record is from RefSeq and is a predicted model, not a curated record.
AUGAAACUGCCAAAAGAUCGAUCGGACCUGGGAAUCCCUUCUUGGCCUGUAGAAACGAGGGUUGGGCAAUCCAACCCGUCCCCGACCUGUAGUCGUCUCGGACACGCGCGGGAGGGAACAUUCAGCUCGUUCCCCUCUUCCUCCCUCUUCCUCCCCCGAUCCCGCCGCCGCCGUCGCCUCCGGCCCGCCGCGCCCGCCUCCGCCGCGCCCCGCCUCCUCCGCCCCGCCUCCACCGCGUCCCGGCCUCCUCCGCUCCGCCCGCGUCCCGGCCUCCUCCGCUCGGCCCUCCUCCGCUUUGCCCGCCGCGCCUCCGCCCUCCUCCCGCCUCGCCUCCUCCCGCUCGGCCCUCCUCUCGCUCGGCCCUCCUGCCGCCCCGCCUCCUCCCGCCCCGACCUCCUCCCGCUCGGCCUCCUGCCGCCUCCCGCCGCGUCCCGGCCUCCUCCCUCUGCCGCCGCGUCCGGCCUCCUCACUCUGCCUCGCCGCGCCCGGCCUCCUCCGCAUCGGCUCCUAGCCGCCGCCGCCUGGUCAAGAUGGAGAUGA